This is a messenger RNA of Alosa sapidissima (American shad), 2368 nucleotides long. RefSeq names its product chromosome 17 C8orf34 homolog (gene c17h8orf34). The transcript has 15 exons. Lineage: Eukaryota; Metazoa; Chordata; Actinopteri; Clupeiformes; Clupeidae. The record is from RefSeq and is a predicted model, not a curated record. Bases 184 to 2148 code for a protein of 654 amino acids.
UGGUACUUUCAACAAUGUGCUUUGUGGCAGCGCUAACUUUUCGCUCUUGACAUCCUGUCAAUUAGUUUAUAUAGUAGCCUGUCGAUUCGUAGCUUAAUCGUUUUGUGAGCAAGCUUGUGCACAACGGCUUCUGUCAAUGUUUUUAUGUUCCGUAACGUUUUAUAAAAUAUAUACAGUUUCUUCAUGGCGUCUCAACAGCAGUCGAGAAUUCAGUCCUACCUGGAGAAAAACAAAAUCGGACCUUUGUUUGAGGAAAUGAUGACCAAACUGAUCACGGAGACACCGGACCACCCCAUUCCUUUCCUCAUCAGCCACCUGCAGAGCAAGCAGGAGAGUCCGGGCAAGCUGCAGAGGGCACUGUCCGGCUCAGCCGCCCUGUGGGCAGACACUGGCACCACGGAAAUCAAAGGCGGUCGGCGGGAGUUCAGGAGUUACGAGAAACCCUGGCAGAUCCAUCCCAAGAAACCCAAGAAGUCCAAGAGUGACCUGAACAUGUCCAACAUCUCCCCUCCCUCACCAGAGUCCAAAUCAUUGCCGCGCUACAUAGAGCGCCCCCCGUGGGACUGGAGGAGUAAAAGAGGAGAGGAGAGUCAUGAUUUUGAUGAGCUCAACCACAUCCUACAGGAGAGCAAGAAGCUGGGGAAGGCCCUGGAAAACCUGUCCCGCAGUAUCGCUGAGUCCGACGAUCAGGACCUGUGCUUGUAUAACUCGUCGGUACUGAGGCCGCGGGUGGUGGGGGAGUGGGUGGGCCGUGAGGAGGACGACUCGGAUCCCCUGGCGGCCGAGAUGCUGCAGCCGCCCGUCCCCAGAGCCAAGACCGAGAGAUGGGGGAGCGGAGAGACCAGCCCCGCUGGGAGCCUGUCGAUGGAGACCAAGAGCAAGGGCCUGCGGCAGCAGCAGCAGCACCAUAAGAAGCUGCUGGCGGCCAUGUUGUCCCAGGACUCCUUCGACUCCAUGCCCAGCUCCGCCCCCUCUGUCACCGAGGACGAGAUGGAGGAUGAGGAUGAUGCCAUGGAGCUGCUGGAGGACCUGGAUGAUCUGCGUAUGGAGGGGGUCACCGGUCUGGCGCCAUCUGGCAGCAAGUUCAGCCAGGGCCGCAGCUCCUACUGUCCUGAGCCCCAGGCCAAAGUCACCCUUAACAUCUGCUCCAGGUGUGCAAGGCUUCAAGGGGACAGUCUGACCAACACUGGAGCGGAGGAGGAGUUCAACACACACAUCCCCGAGCAGGCCGUGCCCGACCUGUCCUGUCCAUUGCCUGUGGCGGAGCUGAAGACUGGAGGUGAUGCGGAACGCGAGAACCCGUCUCAGGUGACCGGAACGCGUCACCCGGUGUGGCUGACCGAUGUGAAGGCCAACCGCGGGGGAAGCCCACUGAGCCAGCGCAGUCUGCAGCUGCAGGAGUCACUUUUCUCCAAGGAGCUGGAGGACAUGGGCAAGCAUCUCGCUGAGGUGGAGAAGGACCUGGCCAAGCUGACGGAGAACUCCAAGCUGCCCAGCCGGAGCCCCAACAGCCCCCACAGCAGCCUCCUGCUCACCCCUCUCCUCCACACCUCCCUGCCCCCCCUGGGGCCCAGCUCCCGGCCGCAGUCCCCCAGCGGCAGCAGCCUCGGGGCGGGCAAGACGUCCAGCUCCGGCGGCCUUCCCCUGCCCCUGCUCAGCAGCAGCAAGCCCACGUCACUCUCCAUGGGCCGGACCACGUCGCUUAGCAACCCGGGGAGCCAGAUGCACAGCCCCAGCGGGGCAGGGGGCGCGAGGACGCCCAGCCGACCUUUGACCCCAAACAGUCUGAUGACGCGUUCGCUCACACCGGGGAGCUACAGCAGCGGCAGCGGGGGCAGUAAGGAGGGGACGAUGCUCUUCGGGAGCCCCAGGAGUUGCCGGAGCCGGCCAGUGACGCCCACGGACAGACAGACGGCCCGGCCGCUGCUCACGCCCCCGGGCCUCAGCACCAUGGAGAGCCUGGGGAAGAUCUCGGGCACGAGGAGCGCACUGUCAGAGGAUGAUUUCUACCAGCAGCUCCAGGCCAUCAGGCAGCCCUGGCGCAUCCCCAACGACACAGAGAGCGACAUCCUGGAGCCCCCCGAGCAGGACAAGUGUAGCCAGAGCGUGCGGGAUGCCAAUAAAAGAUCUGUCUUUUCAGGUCUGUAGCAGCACAGGAGCCAGAGACUGAGACCGACACCCCCACCUACCCUUAUGCAAGCUAACAGGCAUUUUCAAUACUGCGUACUGCACUGUAAAGAGAGAGACAUUAUUUUUGUAACCCACAGAAAAGAAGAUUGUGUACUUUUUUCCACGGAGAUUCAAUAUUUCGUAGCUCCAUCUUCUUUGGUUCUGUGUGAUUACUGUUCUGUGUGUGGAGUGGACAUAU